AUGUUUGGAAGAAACUUCCCAUUCUUUAACUCCAUCGGCGGGUUCUAUCCACGUGAAAGUCUAGACUCGAAGAGACCUUCGGGAACUGGGUAUACCAGCAAAGUACGGGUCCGUGACAAGUAUCACAUCGUUGGCUUCAUCAGCAGUGGUACAUAUGGUCGCGUCUACAAAGCCAUCGGAAAGGAUGGCCGGAAAGGCGAAUAUGCGAUCAAGAAAUUCAAACCCGACAAAGAGGGUGAAAUCAUCCAGUAUACAGGUCUCUCGCAGUCGGCAAUCCGAGAGAUGGCUUUGUGCUCUGAAUUAGACCACCCCAACGUAGUGCAAUUGGCAGAGAUCAUCUUGGAAGACAAGUGUAUCUUCAUGGUAUUCGAGUACACCGAGCAUGAUCUGCUUCAGAUCAUCCAUCACCACACUCAGCCGCAGAGACAUGCCAUUCCCGCACCGAUGAUCAAGUCGAUACUGUUUCAGCUCCUGAAUGGCCUCCUGUACCUUCAUACGAAUUGGGUUUUGCAUCGAGAUUUGAAGCCGGCAAACAUUCUAGUGACUUCGAGCGGUGCGGUCCGCAUUGGAGACCUGGGCCUCGCCCGUCUAUUUUACAAACCGCUCAACUCUCUUUAUUCCGGAGACAAGGUUGUCGUCACGAUCUGGUAUCGUGCUCCCGAGCUAUUAAUGGGCAGCCGGCACUACACGCCGGCCGUGGAUCUUUGGGCAGUUGGAUGCAUAUUCGCGGAACUGCUCUCUCUCCGACCCAUCUUCAAAGGAGAAGAAGCUAAGAUGGACAGCAAAAAGACAGUACCAUUCCAGCGUAACCAGAUGAUGAAGAUUAUCGACAUCAUGGGCUUGCCCAGGAAGGAAACAUGGCCCGGCCUCGUAUCGAUGCCCGAAUUCUCCCAACUUCAGUCGCUAGCGAUGUCGAGAGGUUACCUCAACAGACAGUGCAACCUGGAAGGAUGGUACCAAAGCUGUCUGAAGAAUAAUGGGUAUUCCCCAGCGUCUACUGCAGGCACGCCGGGUGCCGAAGGCUUCGACUUACUAUCGCGGCUGCUCGAAUACGACCCUACCAAGAGGAUAUCAGCCCGGGAAGCGUUAGAGCAUCCGUAUUUCACCACAGGUACGCCAGUCACGGCUAAUUGUUUCGCCGGCUACGAGGGUAAAUAUCCCCACCGCAGAGUGACUCAAGAUGACAACGAUAUCCGCUCUGGCAGUUUACCCGGCACCAAGCGGAGCGGGCUGCCAGACGAUAGUCUCAUGGGCAGGGCUGCAAAGCGGCUCAAGGAGUGA
This is a messenger RNA of Aspergillus lentulus, 1281 nucleotides long. RefSeq names its product cyclin-dependent serine/threonine protein kinase SSN3 (gene ssn3). Gene Ontology annotation, cellular component: mediator complex; nucleus. The record is from RefSeq and is a predicted model, not a curated record. NCBI's taxonomy places the organism in Eukaryota, Fungi, Ascomycota, Eurotiomycetes, Eurotiales, Aspergillaceae. Gene Ontology annotation, biological process: protein phosphorylation. Gene Ontology annotation, molecular function: cyclin-dependent protein serine/threonine kinase activity; ATP binding.